Molecule: messenger RNA, 2059 nt
Organism: Papilio polytes (common Mormon)
Lineage: Eukaryota; Metazoa; Arthropoda; Insecta; Lepidoptera; Papilionidae
Exons: 15
Coding region: 89-1954 (621 amino acids)
Source: RefSeq, a predicted model, not a curated record
UCUGACAGAUAGCUGUGACGAAAAAAUUGGUUGAAAAUAAGGAAAUUUCCUAUAAAAUAAGUAAGGAUAAUUAAUAAACGAUAGGAAUAUGGCACGUAAAGGACAAGUAUCCAUACAAGAAAAUAUAGAAACGAAUGAGGAAUUCCAAGAAUAUUUGAUACAUCACAUGGAUCAGCUUAUAUGUAUGGAAGUGUACUCAGAAUUUUGUGGCCCGUGCCUGGCCGCGACUAACGCUAUCAGAAAGGGCAAACUAGAAAUAGGCCAAGAUAAAAUAGCUAUGGGAAAGGCAAUGUCUGACAACAUCGAAGUCCUCGCCAGGUUUAGAGGCAAGAGCGAACCAGUCUUUCUCUUCAUCGUCAAAGGUAAAUUGACGCGAGCGAUGUUCGGCGCGAAUGGCAUCGAACUAUGCCGCAUCAUCGAGGAGGAGCUGGCCUUCAUGGAGCAGGAAUUGGUGACCGGCAUAGAACGCCCUAAGCAGCCCAUUGAAGAACUUCUACCUGUGGAAUCUGAAAAGAUAGAAAUGGAAUUAAAACAAGAAGAAGAAGCACAUCAAGCGAGAGAACGCAUACGCAUCCUAACGCUUGCCGCGCGCAAGAAGAGAGUGGCAGAGAGGAUGGCAAAAAACCUGACGCAGCUUAACUACAUCAUCUACUGGCCUCACUGUCAUCAGGCGCACGUCGAUCUCUACGAAAAGUGGGAUCUUAUUAAUAUUCAGGUGGGCGCUAAGGAAACGAUACAGAUGACGGAGGAGAUGGUGCCCGAGGCGCUUUACAUGAGUGACGUGGAGCCAAAUGAUGCCUGCGUACAUGCACUGCUCUCCGGCGAAGUUCUCGUUGUGCUUUUUAAGAUGUUCGACUCGGAUACGAGGAACUUUGUCAAGCUACUCCGGUACACUUUGUACGAGGAGAUCCCUGUGCCAAAGGAGGACGUGCCACCGGAGAAGCAGGUGCCGUUAGUGCCGGCUUACGAACGCUACGCCGCCGUGAGCAAGACGGCGCGCGAGGUUCGCCGCGACCGCUAUAACGCCAAACUAGAGAAACUGCGAUUAGAAAAAGAAGAACAAGAGAGACUGGCAGCAGAACAGGCACGGCUAGCACGGGAGGCAGAAGAGGAGAGAUUGUUCGAAGAGAAAAAACGGAAGGAAGAAGAGAGGAUGGCGAGAAUACAAGCAGGGUUGCCAGCUGAGCCGGAGCCGGAACCUGGUGAGGAAGGAGUAGAAGGAGAAGGUGUAGAAGACGAAGCUACUGAGGAACAAGUUCCGGAAGUUUUGGAGGAAGAGCACGAAGAUCAAGAGAAGGUGGUUGAAGAAGAGGAGGUAUUCCACUCCGACGUAUCUGUGGAGGGGGAGGACUAUAUUCCUCCGGGAGGGCUAUUCGUGCCGGGACUGUACGCGCCGCCAAACGAAUUGGCAAAGGCUAAUGGUCUUGCAUUCUUCUUUCCUAAAGUGGUGCAGCAGAUCACGACGCUGGAAUCUGAGCAUCUUCCGCCACAUGUGCUGGUAAUGUUCUCCGUGGAUAAGCGGCACGAGGUCCGCGAUGCUAUGAAGCAGUUCCCAGGAGACAUCAUACAGUCUGGUAUCUUUAUGGGCGAGGAUCCUUACGCUAUGGAGCAUGUUGCUUUCACCGUAAAGCAGUACGAUCAGAUGACGAGGCUGCGGAAACACCGUGACCGUUUAGCGCUAAUGGUGUCUCGCAAGCGUAGUCUUGCCCUGCUGACCUUGGCGGGGCUGAACCCAUGUUAUAUCAGUAGUGAUGUAACGUCAGGAGAAAGAGACUGCCUCACCAUGUUCCCCGUUGGAUAUGGUGAUGAAUAUGUUGAGGAGGAGAGUGUCGUUGAAGAAGAACAAGUUGUGGAAGUUAUACCACCAUCGGAACCGGAACGAGAACCAGAGCCAGCUGCGGCACCUAAACCUGAGAAUGAAGAUGAAGACGAAGAGGGACAAGGUGACGAAUAGACAUUUGUUUUUUAUUUCGGCGCGGACGAGAUUCCGGGCGACAGUAUGUAGUAACUUACGCCAAAGACCUGAAUUUGUGCAAUUUCUGUCAAUUUUACAAACGUA